Messenger RNA from Diaporthe amygdali, 3150 nucleotides. Its product is annotated as nonribosomal peptide synthetase. Lineage: Eukaryota; Fungi; Ascomycota; Sordariomycetes; Diaporthales; Diaporthaceae. Gene Ontology annotation, molecular function: phosphopantetheine binding. The record is from RefSeq and is a predicted model, not a curated record. The transcript is spliced from 3 exons. The coding region runs from base 1 to 3150 and encodes 1049 amino acids.
AUGGGAUCAGUUGCCAACUUGAGCUCCACGCCCUACGGCAGACGUCUGCUGCCAACUCUCAUCGAUGAAGUCUCCAGCCAAGACCCUGAUCGAGAAUGCUUUCAGAUUCCACGGUCUUCUGAGCCGUCAGACGGAUGGCGCAUCCUCACCUGGAAGGAUAUGGCCAACGCGGUCAACCGUUGCGCCCAUAGGAUCAUCGAGCUUUGCGGCACGCCGGAGAAAGACAGCUUCCCCGUGAUCGCCUACCUUGGUCCGAACGAUGUUCGCUACAUCGUGUUGAUGAUUGCGGCUGUAAAGGCCGGUUACACGGCUAUGUUCAUCUCUCCAAGAAACUCCAAGGAGGGUCAACUCAACCUCUUUGACAAGACGAGCUGCAAUAUUUUGGCUUUUGCAAGCUCGCAUAAAGAGACUGUGAAGCCAUGGCUGGCGGAACGAGACAUGCAGGCAGUCGAAGUCAGUGACUUGGACGCCUGGUUCCCCGAGAAGGAAGUUCCCCACUUCCCGUACACAAAGACCUUCGACGAAGCAGAAUGGGACCCCUUCCUCGUCCUCCAUACAAGCGGGAGCACUGGGCUUCCCAAACCAAUCAUCGUUCGGCAGGGCAUGUGGAACGUCAACGAUGGCUUCCACAAUUUGCCACUGUGGCAGGGCAAGAAGGUUGCCAUGCCGGGCCUCCUGUGCGUUGUCGGCAUGUCUAUGUUCUGGGACACCCCUGUCUGCCUGGGCAUCGCUGAACGACCUUUAUCAUCGGACCUGGUGGUGGAGUGUCUGGAAAAAUUGGAUGUUCAAUCUACACUACUCCCGCCAGCCCUCAUUGAAGACUUGAGCCAGUCAGAGGAGGGUCUGAAAUCACUGACGAAGCUCAAUGUUGUCGCAUUUGGCGGAGGAAACCUCGCUCGCGAGGCAGGGAACCGACUUGUCAAGCAGGGUACGGCGCUCAUGAACCUGAUCGGAGCCACCGAGUUUGCUCCUUUCCCGACAUACGCAAGGGGCGACCCAGCCCUGUGGCAGUACUUCAUAUACAACCCCGAGGCGAUGGGAUGCGAAUUCCGGAAGCAGGGCGACGAAGAAGUAUACGAGAUGGUUGUCGUGCGACAGAAGCAAAACCAGCAUCCUCACCCCGGUCUUCAGGGAAUUUUCUACACAUUCCCUGAGCUUAAUGAAUGGAGCACGCGCGAUCUUUACCGCCCUCAUCCGACCAAACCACACCACUGGAUCUACCAUGGGCGUGCGGACAAUAUCAUUGUUUUCAGCAACGGCGAGAAGUUGAACCCGGUGACGAUAGAGGAGAUUGUCAGCGAUCACAACAGUCUCAAGGGUGCCAUGGUGGUCGGAUCGGAAAAGUUUCAGGCAGGUCUUAUUGUGGAGCCUCGCGUCCAUCCCAAGACAAAAGAGGAGGAGAAAGCGCUGUUGGACAGCGUGUGGCCUUUGGUUGAGAAAGCUAACGAAGAGACGGUCACUCAUGGACGCAUCAGCCGCGACUUGAUAACUCUGUCCAACCCGGAAAAGCCGUUCUUGCGUGCGGGCAAGGGAACCAUCCAACGAGCCGUGACUGUCAAGCUGUACAAGGAUGAGAUUAACAAAUUGUACGAGAACUUCGGCACAGAUGAACACGCAAAAGAUGUCGUCGAGCUUGACCUUGAAUCUGAAGAGACAUUGGCUCGCUCGAUUGUCGAGACACUCCGCAAAUACAUUGGAGCGGAAAGAUUGGAAGAGGACGUUGACUUCUUCGCAGCGGGUGUUGACUCGAUGGGUGUCAUGAGAGCAUCGAAGCUUUUCCGAGCUGGCCUGAAAGACGCCGGCCGCGAGGUCAACGACAAGGCCGUCGCGCCGAAAGUCAUCUACCAGAAUGCUACACCACGACGACUUGCUGCCUACAUCCUGGGUAACGUACUUAAUGGCCAAGGUCAGGCGCUGAGCGAGGACGAGCAGCAACAGCAAGCCAUGCGGGCGAUCUGGAAGAAAUACACACAGAAUCUUAUCAAGGCCCAGCCCAACCGCCCUGACCCUUCCAAUGAGAGCCAGACAGUCAUUCUCACAGGCUCCACCGGCAUGUUGGGCUCCUACCUCCUCGACUUUAUGGCCCGCAACUCCCGGAUCGCCAAGAUCAUCUGCCUCAACCGCGCCGGAGACGGCGGACGCGCCCAGCAAUCCAGGGCAUUCGCAGACCGCGGCCUGGACACAAGCACCCUCGCCACCAAAGCCGAGUUCCAUCAUGCCGACCUGUCCAAGCCCAAGCUGGGGCUUCCCGAAGAGGUGUAUGCGCGCCUCCAGGCCGAAACCGACCGAGUGAUCCACAACGCGUGGCCCGUCAACUUCAACAUCCCAAUCGAGUCCUUCGAGCCCUCCCUCGCAGGAGUGCGGAACAUCGCCGACCUCGCAGCAACAGCAGCCCGCCGCUUAGCGGUAACCUUCAUCAGCUCCAUCGCCGUCGCGGACCGGUGGGAUGCCGCCACGCACGGCGCAGCAAAGGUGCCGGAGCAGCGCCUGGAGGACCUCGCGCUCCCCAACGGCGGCUACGGGCGCAGCAAGGCGGUCGGUAGCCUGAUCAUCGAGGACGCGGCGGCAAAGGGCGCGGGCGACUUCCCGCACGCCAUCGUGCGCGUUGGCCAGGUCGCUGGGCCCGAGGCUGAGGCAGGUGUCUGGAACCGCCAGGAGUGGCUACCCAGCAUCAUCGCUAGCAGCCUGUACCUUGGCGCAUUGCCGGCGAACCUGGGUGCGAUGAACAGGGUCGACUGGACGCCUGCCGAACGGAUCGCCAAGCUUGUGCUCGAGGCGACUGGUGUGUCCCGGGUUGUGGAGAAGGCCGAUGAGAUCAGUGGGUAUUAUCAUGGUGUGAACCCGCAUGAGUCGGAUUGGAAGGACCUGGCUGCUGCGGUGCAGGACUUCUAUGGCAAGGAGAGGAUCCGUGAGCUGAUCAGCUUUGGGGAAUGGGUUGACAGGCUGGAGAAGACGCAGGCGGAUGGUUCAGAGAGCGUUGCUCGUAACCCUGGCGUCAAGCUUGUUGAUUCGUAUCGCGACAUGGCUCAAGCGCCCGGGUCUGUGGUUUAUGACAUGGAGAAGACGCUGGAGAGGUGCCUGGUCGUGAGGGAGACGAGCGCUAUUACGCCAGAUAUGAUGAAGCACUGGUGCAGACAGUGGGGUUUCUAA